Molecule: messenger RNA, 4911 nt
Organism: Caenorhabditis angaria
Lineage: Eukaryota; Metazoa; Nematoda; Chromadorea; Rhabditida; Rhabditidae
Source: the annotation of a GenBank genome assembly
AUGAAGUCAAUUAUCUUGGCUUCAUUAUUGGCGUUGGCGUUUGCGGCCUCGCCAAUUCUUGAGCAUUAUUUUGAGCCUAACUUUGAAUAUCAAUAUCAUUUCGAUGGUUUUAUUCUUUCUGGUCUUCCAACGAAUCAACAAUCUCAAUAUGCUCAAUAUCGCAUUUCUGCUGGCGUUCGUCUUCAAAUUGUCGAAAAAGGUAUUCUACAUUUCAAAUUGGUUGAAAUUGAAAUGUUUGCUUCGAGUAAAGAACAAUCGAAACGAAAAUAUCCGAAGCUUAUCCCAUCAGAAGAACUAAUUAUCUCACCUGAAAAUGAAGAUCUUCUUUAUCUUCCAGUUCGUGCUGAUUUAGAAAAUGGACUUGUCUCACGUGUUAUUUUUGAAAAAGAUGAUGCUGAAUGGUCAAAAAAUAUCAAAAGAUCAAUUAUUAAUAUGAUCUCAUUUUAUGAUGUAACACCAUCUGACGAGAUUGAAUCACUUGUUGAAAAUAAUGAAUUCCAAUCGUUUGUAACAAAUGAAACAACAAUUGAAGGAGAUUGUCAAAUUGCUUAUACAAUCAGCAAACAGAAGAAAAAUGGAAGACUUGUCACUAAAACUGUCGAUUUCUACAAAUGCUCAACGAGAGAACAAUUGGUUUAUGGAAAUCAAUUUUCGGAAAACACAGAUGAUGCAGCAGAAGAACAUUUGGAUUCGUUGACACCACAAACGUUUUAUACUUAUCUCCUCGAAAACAAUUUAUUGGCUGAAGUUGAAGUUCGUUCAAUUUACAGUCAAAAAUUGAGAAACCAAGAAAUUAUGAAGACUGAUAUUCGCUCAAAACUCACAUGUGAAAACAAAUAUUCAAUUGAGGAUGCAAUCAAAUUCGUAAGGAAAUUCAUAUUAGAUUGUUAAAAUUUUUUAAAAAUUAUUUCAGAAAACCCUCGCACAACCAGAAAAUAUUAUGUACAGUACAAAAUGGGAAAAACUUGUUGAAAAUUUCUACAAACAUGGAGAUGAAGUGGAAAAUCCAUUCGAAAAUGUGCCAACUGAAAACAAAAUGAGUUCACUUGAAGACAUUUUCGAAAACGUACAUGAUGACUAUAAUGAUCAAGAAACUGUUCAUCAACUUGCCAGGCUCGUCGAACUUCUUCGUACUUGUACAAUCAAAGAACUUGCAAAAAUUUAUGAAAAAUAUUUCACAUCUGAAAUCAAAAAGGUCUGCUUGCUUAUAACUUAAAUAUUUUUGUGUAGUGCCACAUUUUCAGAAACAAUCAAUGAUUGAACAAGCUCUUGCUAUUGCUGGAACCAAAAAUACAGUUGAACAUUUGUUGAAAGAUUUGAAAAGACAGAACAACAAUCCAAUAAAAGCAACUGUACUUAUGAAAUAUAUUCAAGAAACACCAUAUCCAACUAUAAAAAUAGCUAAACUUAUACUUGAGUUUCUUUCCGAUAAUGAAGAACCAUUGUAUGUUCAAUCCAGUUUACUUGCUAUUGGAGUUAUUAUUCGUGGAUGUGUUUCACAACAUCAACGUGGAGAAGAAAACACAAUGAAACUGAAACAAGAAAUUAUUGGAAGAUUCAUGAAGUAUUUCAGAGAAGUUAGCACUACAUAUGAAAAAAUUUUGGUUCUGAAAUCAUUUGGAAAUGCUGGAAUUGAUUUGUCAAUUAAUGCGAUCAGUGAAAUCAUCAAAGAUUAUAGUCAACCAAUGAUUGUUAGAAGAGAAGCUGUUGAUUCUCUCCGUCUUCUUGAUAAUGUCAUGCCACUGAAAAUUCAAAAAACGCUUCUUCCAAUUUUUAUGAACCGAAGAUAUGCUUCAGAACUUCGAAUGACUGUAUUAUGGCGAUUGAUUCAAACAAGACCAUCAUCAUCGAUUUUGUUGCAAAUUGUUUCACAAAUUGAAAAAGAAUCAAAUCAAGAAGUUAGAAAAUUCACCUAUGAAGUUUUAAAAAAGUUUUCAAAAUCAACAAAUCCCCAAUUCAAACAAUUGGCAAAAGACUGUGAAAAUGUUCUUUCAUUAACUCGCUUCACAUCUGAACAAUUCAAAAAUGCCAAAUCAAAAUAUGUACAACUUCCAUUGUUUGCCACUGAUCUUCUUUCUGGUGUUCAAUUGGAUUCUUCUGCAAUUUUCUCGAAAAAUGAUUGGAUUCCAGCUGAAUUUCAAGUAUCACUUCAAUCAGUUUUUGGAGAAAACUGGAACAAAUACUUGCUUCAAUUCGGAUUUUCACAAGAAAAUGUUGAGAAGGCGAUUUUUGACAGGAGAUCAAUAUUCCGAAGAUACUAUACUCGUGCAGAACGCAUGAAUGAUCCAAAUAUGGAAAAUAUCAAAAAAAUGGCAGAACAAUUGGAUUUGAAACCUCGUUAUUAUGAACGAAAUCGAGAAAAAGAAGAAUUUGCUAUGACUUAUUGGAGAUUCAAAAAUAUCGAUUAUGCUAUUGUUCCAUUUACAAGCCGUGUUCUUGAGAAUAUUGAAGAUAUAAUAAAAAUUGUGGCACAAAAAUACACGAUGGAAAAUUAUGUGGAGCAAUUUGAGUACACACAAACGGCUUAUUUCUACGAAAAAAUUCACCAAAUUCCAACAAGUCUUGGUAUUCCACUGGUUAUUUCUGGCAAAACUCCAUCUAUUGCAACAUUCAAAGGAACCUUUGAUCUUGAUGUGGAAAAACUGAUUGUUAAUAUGAAUUUUGUUCCAUCUAUAGUUUCUACUCAUAUUUUUGAAAUGAGAGCGGUGACACCAUUUACUGCUCCAGGAGUCAAAUUAUUGAAAUCUGCCAGAUUACAAACUCCAAUCAAUUUCAAUGUUGCUCUCAAAUCAGAUCGAAAUGGAGGUGGAUUCAACGUCAAUAUCAAUAUUCCAGAAAUGGAAGAUUUUUCAUUUGAACUUUCCAAUCGUCCAGUUGUUUUCUUUCGCCAUGUUCAUUCGUUGGACGAAAAAACACUCACAAGCUCACAAUUGACAAGAAAUUGGGAAAACACUCAAAACGCUUUUGAACUUGAAGUUAUCACUCGUGGCAAUGUUUUGAGCGAUUGGAAUUAUUGGAAUACUUUUUUCACUGAACAAUAUUAUGAAAUUGUUAUCAGAAAUCUCAAUAAGGAACCAGCUGAAUUUACAGCAGGUGGCCACUUUUUAUAUGGUAUAGUCGAAGAUUAUAAUUUUGAGAUUGACAAUGAAUUCAAGAAUAAAUUCGAACUCGAAAAAACCGUUGAAGGUUACGAAGAAGAAAUGAACAAAUUGGCUGAAUCAUUAUUAAACGUAGAAGUUGGCAGAAUUGCUCUCAACUUCAAUAUUAGUGCUCCAGACAAUCAUAAAAUCAAUUUUGAAUGGGAAUUUGUUCUCGAUAGAUCAUUACGUUAUUUCAAAACAGAAUUUGAUGCUGUGGUUUCAAACAAAGACGAUUGGAGAUUUAAUAAUCAAUUUGUUUUGCUUCUUCCAAACAGUUUUCACUCUAUUCAAGACUACAAAAAUGCAAUUCAUCGUGAAAUUCUUGUUAGCAAUGAAAUGGCGUGGGGACUUGUUGGAGAUUUGGAGAAUGUAAAUCAAAUCAAAUUGAAUGCUCAACUUGGACAAUCUCAAGCUCAACGAAAUUCUCAACAAAAUCGAGAAACUCAUGUUAUCAGAGCAUCACAGUUGAAUCAAUUAGAUAUUUCUGCUCAAUAUAAAUUCAAUGAUCAGACUCAAAGACAAUUCCAAAAACUUGUUGAUCGCUCAAAUCAAUACUGGCCAGACACAUUUCAAUAUCAAGAGAAUCUAGAAAAUCAUUAUGAUUUAAGAAUGAUUGCUGAUCCAAUAACCCGGCAAUAUGUUAAUAUAACUCUUGUGAGUCCAGAACGACGAUUGGAUAUUCACAACUACGGAACUCCAGAGUUGGAACUUAUCAGUUUUAACAAUAUGAUACAUCAAAAUGAAAAUCAAGUUUGCACAGUUUCAGAUAGAAAAGUGCAAACUUUUGAUGAUAUGACAUAUUCUGUUCCACUAACAACAUGUUAUUCAGUUAUUGCUAAAGAUUGUUCUGAAACGCCAACAUUUGCUAUUCUGGCCAAAAAAGAAUCGAAAACAUCGAACAAUUUGAUUGUCAAGUUUUAUACCUACAACAAUAUUUUUGAUUUUUUCAAAUCUGCCGAUAAAUUUGUUGUUGAAAGAAAUGGAGUGGCUUUAUCGGAAGAUCAAUUAACGUGGAAUAUCAAGUAUGAUUUACAGUUUGAAAAACAACCAUACAGUUUUUUCAGAAUCAGAAUCAGCGGAGAACAAAUGUUUGUUCAGGAUGAGAACAUUCAUAUUCAAUUCAACGGUCAAAAAGUUCGAACGAAAAUAUUUUCUCCACUAGAUGUUCCACUUUGCGGACUUUGUGGAAAUAACGAUAAAGAGGUAGUGAAAUGUUGAUUGGGAAACCCACAAAAAUAACAAACAAAAUAUUGUUACAGAUGGACAAUGAAUUGCAAACUGCUCAAGACGAAGAAGCUGACGAUAUUAAAGAUUUCCACAUAUCUUAUAUUUUAGACGAUGACGAAUGUAAAAUUGAAGAUGAUGUAUUUUCACACAAGAACAACUAUCAAGAUAUUCGAAGCAAUGAUGAAGACAGUUAUGAAGAUGAAGAAGACGAGGAGCAAGAAAACGAAGAUUCUGAACAUCGUAAGUUGUAUCAAUAAAAAUUCGGUAAUUGAUAACUUUUUCAGAUAUAUAUUGGAGAACUCACAUCAUGGAACAAGCUCAUCGUAUUUGUUUUUCGCUACAAUCUGUUCCAACAUGUCUUCCUAAUUUUGAAGAAGAGCAAAAUGAUCAGCAAAAAGUUGAAUACACUUGUUUGCCACGACACGAAACUGAAACUCGUGCUUUGAUGAUCAAAUCACGCCAACAAGAUAUACUUGAUUUGGAAAAUUAUGCAGUUUCAUUCAUGACACCUGUUACUGUUCCAACGCAUUGUGAACGAGAAUGA